Malassezia japonica is the source of this 924-nucleotide messenger RNA. RefSeq lists its product as uncharacterized. The transcript has 2 exons. Gene Ontology annotation, cellular component: GID complex; cytoplasm; nucleus. Gene Ontology annotation, molecular function: protein binding; ubiquitin-protein transferase activity. The record is from RefSeq and is a predicted model, not a curated record. Gene Ontology annotation, biological process: proteasome-mediated ubiquitin-dependent protein catabolic process. The coding region runs from base 1 to 924 and encodes 307 amino acids. NCBI's taxonomy places the organism in Eukaryota, Fungi, Basidiomycota, Malasseziomycetes, Malasseziales, Malasseziaceae.
AUGGCGUCUGCCGAUGCGGGGCGGGUGCCGCCCAGGGUCGUGCAGCGUGUCGUGCUCGACUACCUUGUGCACCAUGGACACCUGAACGCAGCAGUGGCGUUUAUGAACGAGGCCGGCUGUGACGGCGACAUGCAGCUGUCGACCGCGCAGCGCGAGCAUGCGGCGGCGCGCCAACGCGUCUGCAGCGCGAUACACGACGGGCACAUUGACGCGGCGCUUGCGCUGUGCGACACGCACUUCCCGGGCGUGCUCCUGGCCCGCCCGACGCCGGACAACCCUGCGCGGCAGCGCUCGUUUCCGCCGCACCCCGUGUCGCUGAAUCCGUUCCACCUCUGGCUCAACCUGCACAUGCAGCAGUUUGUUGAGCUUGUGCGUAAGCUCUAUGCCGAGUAUGAGGCGCAGACACAGGCCGCAGGCGAGGACAAUGCGACGCUCCAGGCGGCCCUCGCCGAGAUCCAGCUCUUGAAUGCGCGCGUCCGCACGCUGCCGCAGGAGGAGAGCGACGUGUACGUCGCCCAGAUCGAUGCGAUGGUCGCGCUACUGGCCUAUACAACUGCGAGCGACACGCCGUCGCCCGCCAUACUCGACCCCGCGCGGCGCACGGCGCUCGCGGCGCAGAUCAACUCGGCGAUGCUCGCGCACGCGGGCCUCCCGCCGGACUCGGUCCUCUCCUACAUUACGCGGCACACUGCCUGCGUCCUGGACGCACUGCACGACGAAAACGUCCAGGUGCCGCGCACCCACCCGAUCGUCGCGUUGACCGACACCGAGGCGCGGAACGAAGUGUGGGACGACGCCACGUCGACGCCGAGUCCGCAGCGCACCAACGGCGAAGACGCGGUCCUGCGCACUCCGCGCAUGGAUGGCGAAGAAGAUAGCGUGAUUCUCCCGCCGUGGGGCGCCCUCGGCGUCGUCGACUUGUAG